Molecule: messenger RNA, 162 nt
Organism: Plenodomus lingam JN3
Lineage: Eukaryota; Fungi; Ascomycota; Dothideomycetes; Pleosporales; Leptosphaeriaceae
Source: RefSeq, a predicted model, not a curated record
AUGGGAGCACGCAGCCUCAUCCCCGCCCCCUCGUUUCCCUCCACACCCUUUGACCAAAACUUCACCAACACCUUCACCACAUGGCUCGGCACGAUAGGUCGACAGAGACCGCCUGCGACCCCAGCCGGGCGCUUUGCAGCUGAAGGCGUCGACUCUGUGUGA